GUGUUCAUCUAGCAAUCAGAAAAAAAGUAAAAUCGUUUGGAAAGGUAGUACCUUGAAAAGCAAAAUGCAGUCACGCAUUUAAAGACAAAUCUUCAUUUGGUACAGAAUCUGAGUUAGUCCAUUCACUGCCCGUUUGCAGCAGUGAGGAGCUAGCCCAGAAAGACACCUUCUGAGGGCUCACAGAAUAUAUAAGGAGCUUUUUUAAACAAUUUUUGAUAACUUUCUUCUCUGUUUCAACUGCCGUGAAGCUGAUGUUUCUUUUUAUUUCUCUGGAGAAGGAAAGACAAAAAAUUACCAUCUCUGGUAAAUUGUAUCAUUACAUUUCUAGUCUCCAUGGAAACCUGUGUGGUGCUCCACAGUUGGGUAAUAUUUCAAUCUGUUGCAGCAGAAAUCAGAUGGAGGGAAGGCUGGGUUCUGCACCUUGCAUGUUAAUCAAUUAAAAAUGGUCUUGAAAUUAUUUUCACAUUGUGUUGCAAUCUUUGUUUAGAGUAACUACAGUAAACUGAAGUAAUCAAAUUAUGCUAAGUAUGGCUUGCUCCUAUGUACACCUAUACAUAACUCUGCCUGUGGGUUUGAUUCUGAUAGGCACUGACAUUCAUUUGGAAGAAUUCUUUGGUUUUGGUAGGAUUAUAAGGAUUAAUACUAUGGAAACUGAAAGCAUAAUAGCAAACUGUUUGUCACAUUGACUCCAGUAAAAAGCUUCCCAGAGAGGUAGUAACAAUCCCCUUGUUGUGAUUUAUGUAAGGAAAGCAUUUUGAAAAUCAAGAACCGUAAUUCUUUGUCUUUUGCUGUCUUCAUUCUUGUUCUGCCAUUGCUAAGGAAGAAAUACAUCUGAAAACUGGUUUCCUCUGAAAAGAUGGGGUAACUUCACCUACUUGCCUCUUGAGGAUUUCAUUUCUUUACUCAAAGCUUUAUGAACUUGAACACAAAGGCACUAAAUCUUACUGGGACAGCAAAAGGUGUGAAGAAAUACACAGAGAGACCAGUCUUUUUUGUGACCACAGUCAACCCAUGAAGAGUGAGUGCUCUCAGCCACCUGAAAGUGUUUACUGCAUUUGUUUCAGAAUCCUGUGGAGAAAAUGUAUGCUAGUCGAGAGGAUAUUGGGUAUGAUUUUGGAGACGACUCAAAAGUUGGAAGUAAGCCAAUUAAGCCUAAUCCAAACAUCGAUGGAGGAUGGGCUUGGAUGAUUGUAUUUUCCUCUUUCCUUGUGCACAUACUUAUCAUGGGUUCCCAAAUGGCCCUUGGAGUACUCAACAUGGAGUGGCUUGAAGAGUUUAAUCAGAGCCGUGGCUUAACAGCGUGGGUCAGCUCCCUCAGCAUGGGCAUUACACUUAUUGUAGGUCCUUUUAUUGGUUUAUUCAUCAGCAUGUGUGGGUGCCGCCUGACAGCUAUAAUUGGAGGCAUAUUGAAUGCCCUGGGUUGGAUCCUGAGUGCCUAUGCCUCCAGUGUGCACUACCUCUUCCUUACGUUUGGAGUGACAGCCGGCAUUGGAAGUGGCAUGGUUUAUCUGCCUGCAGUGGUCAUGGUGGGGCAGUAUUUUCAGAAGAGAAGAGCACUUGCACAAGGGCUCAGUACCACAGGAACAGGAUUUGGAGCUUUCUUAAUGACUGCCUUACUGAAGUACCUCUGCACUGAAUUUGGGUGGAGAAAUGCCAUGUUCAUCCAGGGUGCCAUCUCUCUGAACCUUUGUGUCUGCGGGGCACUUAUGAGACCUCUCUCCCCCAAAGACCUGAGUGAAAAAUCUGUUGUGAGAAGUAAUAGUGAAGAUAAUCAAGCAAAAGCUCUGUCCCAUUCUACAGAGACUAUAAAAUCUAAUGGAGUCCUCGGUGAAGAACCAGAGAAAAAAGAAGAGGCAACAAAUGAAGAAGUGCUUGAGAGUGCUCAGCACAUAGAAAUCGGAGGUAGCUCUGGGAGCGGAAGGAAUAUGUAUGGACUGCGCUUGCUUAAGACAGUGAGCCAGCUGACACUUACAGUCAGGAAGGGCUUUGCACUAUGGUACUCCAGCUACUUUGGAGCUGCAUCACUGUUUACCAAUAGAGUAUUUGUGGCCUUUAUAAUUUGGGCUUUGUUUGCCUAUAGCAGCUUUGUCAUUCCCUUUAUUCAUCUUCCAGAAAUAGUCAAGCAGUACAACUUAUCUAGGCAGGACAAUGUAUUUCCUUUGACAUCCAUUAUAGCAAUUGUUCAUAUUUUUGGUAAAGUGAUCCUUGGAAUAAUCUCUGAUCUCCCAUGCAUCAGCACAUGGAAUGUCUUCCUUAUGGCUAACUUUACCCUGGUCACCUGCAUUCUUACUUUGCCACUAAUACAAACAUAUGUCGGCCUGGCUGUGGUUUGUGCUCUAAUAGGAUUUUCCAGUGGCUAUUUUUCUCUAAUGCCUGUUGUGACUGAAGAUUUAGUUGGAACUAAACACCUUGCAAAUGCCUAUGGCAUCAUCAUUUGUGCCAAUGGAAUAUCUGCAUUGUUUGGACCACCCUUUGCAGGUUGGAUCUAUGACAUCACACAAAAAUAUGAUUUUUCUUUUUACAUAGCUGGCUUGCUAUACAUGGUGGGAAUAAUAUUUUUACUUAUACAACCUUGUAUUCAAAAGAAACAACCAAGACAAAAAUCUACAGAAGAAGCACAAGUAUAGAACAAAUUCCAGAAGUUUUUUUACAGAACUUUUUUGAUUUCAUGUUUCUAUUGUGUGACAGUAUGAAGAUGUUUUUCUUAUGAAACCAACCACAUUAAGCUGUACUUAAGUGAAAAGCAAAUGUGCUCCAUAAUGCUAAUAAAUUAUGAGAAACAUGCUUUUAAAAUAAUUAAGAUCUCUUACUUUAGAAGUACCAAAUACAGUGAUUAAAAGCACACUGCUAGUCUUUUAAUAUCAGCACAAUGCUAGUAGCCUUUACCCUUGCUUCUCUUUCAACUUUUCACCACUAACCACUGGUGAGAAUCCAUUGACUGCAGUGCAGUUACUCCUGAUUUACACAAGAGAAUUUGGUCAGGACACGAAUGAUUUAUAAAGGUCCCUCCUACUAUGUGUUCAGUCUGAUAGUUACAGAGUAUAAGAAAAUGAUUGUAUUUCUUGCCUGGCUAGUCAAGUACUGUUGAAAUGCUAGUAUAAGAACUCCAUUAAUUGAAUGUUUUAAAAUUACUAUUUCUGUGAUACAAAACUGAAGAAAAGUUCUUAUAUUUUUCUGAAGUGACUGAUUUUGACUUGAUGAUCCUUGUGUGUCCCUUCCAGCUCAGAAUAUUCUGUGAUUCUGUGAUUCUACUUCAAGGAUUUUUAAUUUUAUUUUUUUAAAGUAUCAACUGCGUAAUAAAGUGGCCAUCCUCAACACACAGGCUGCAUUAUAAAUGCUGUGACACUUAAUGCACCUGAAGUAAAAAAAUCAUAAAUGCAGAAAUGGGAAACAUAUGGAAAAUAUUCUCGUGACUGGAAAAUGAUUCCAGGAACAGUCUGGGGUCUGUGGCCCCUUUAUCUAAUUAGAGGUACUGUAGAACUUCUUAACAUUGCCACUGAGUCCUUCCAUGGGAAAGAGCUCUAGUACAGCACACUAAAUUCUGUUACAAUUACUUUAAUAACAAAAACUGUUACAUUAUGAGCAGUUGUGUUCCUGCUCAUAGUGUACACCAUGAACUGAAUAAGAUUGGUCAUGUUUGAGAAGUUUAUUCACUAGAAAAUAAGAUGCUGCAGAGCAUAGAAGAGCUAAAGAACGUUUGAAUUAUUCAAAUAAAUUUUCUUAACAUGAAGCACCUGGUAACCAAUGCAGAAGGUGUUGUAUGGUGGGACAGGACAUAAUUUUCAGCUUUGAGAGGUGAAUCUCACAUUAAUUUUUCUGUCAAAGAAAAGCCACUGUAUGUUUUUAUCCUCCUAGCUUUAUGAAAGUUUUUUGCAUGACAAAUCAGGUUCUUAGUAUAACACUGAUAUGUGCUGCUGGAAUUCCUUAAAAAAACCAAUUGAUACUAUUCAAUUAUAUUGAAGAACUAUUAGACACAGUUGAGUUUGCAACACUACUUGUCCUCUUUAUAGCUGCAAAGUUGGCUGAGAAAAAGUUCUGAACCACUCUGUGUAUUGUUCUAUAUUGCAAUUCACCAGCUUCUUAGUGUUGCACUUCUACAACUGUUGGCAAGGACAUAUUUUAAAAUAGAUCACUGAAAUGAGCCAAAAAAAAAAACCCUUAAGAAAACCCUGAACUACUUUAAGAUUUAGAUCAGUUCAAUCGUAUAGUAGUUAUGUAUGGCCUUUAAAAGUCACAUAAAACAACUGAGGUGGCACUGAACUGCAACACAUGGUGUGAACACACUGUAACUUCUUAAAAAUAGCUUUUUUUGUUGGAGAAGAUGUUCACAUAAACUUUCACAUCAGUUCUUUGUUACAGGUUUAAUGUCUUCUUGUUGUGAAUGCUGCUGAUAGCUUAUUUUAACUGAGCUGUCUUUUAUCUGUGAAAUAUAUAUAUUGAAGUGAUGAUUUCCCUUAUUUUACUUUUUUUUUCUUUUUGAAAGAUAUGUACCCUUCAUACAUAGAUAUUCACUUUGUCUUUUGUCAAAAGUAACUUUAUUUGCAUAUUACAGUAAUAAAUAAUAUGCUGUUCACUUGUAAUAUCUGCAUUAUAUCUUUCUAUGGGCCGUAUGUUGGGAAUAAAGUUACAUUACCC
This is a messenger RNA of Lepidothrix coronata (blue-crowned manakin), 4635 nucleotides long. It is a transcript of the gene SLC16A14, whose product is annotated as solute carrier family 16 member 14. Gene Ontology annotation, molecular function: monocarboxylic acid transmembrane transporter activity. NCBI's taxonomy places the organism in Eukaryota, Metazoa, Chordata, Aves, Passeriformes, Pipridae. The transcript is spliced from 5 exons. Gene Ontology annotation, biological process: transmembrane transport; monocarboxylic acid transport. The record is from RefSeq and is a predicted model, not a curated record. Bases 1080 to 2627 code for a protein of 515 amino acids.